AUGCUUUCAAUAGAAAAGGAAACUUCUAGAGUUGCUACAACUAAACCAUUAGAUGAACUUUUUACGAAUGUCGGUCAAAAGUUUGAGACAGAGACCGUAAAGCAUGAAGGCUAUCGUUUUGACUACCCGUUAAGAUGGCUAAGAGACCCAUCCGUCACAAAAGCUAUUGGCUUUCGUAGAAUGAAGUUCAUUUCAGAAGCCAUACAUGGUUUCCCAUUUACGGUCGGUUUUGAAGUUCGAUACUAUAACAAAGAAAAACGUACGUAUGAGAAAUUUGAACAGGGAAAACUUUUACAAGUGAAUUUGCUUGUAAACUUAGAAACAACUCUUCAAGCUUUUCAAGAAAAAAUAAACGAUAUCUAUCUCGAAUAUGCAAACCAGUUUAACAUUGACGAAGGAGAGUACCAUCUCGAUAUUAUAUAUGACAGGAAAAAUGCAACUGUUAAAAUCAAUAGAAUAGAAGACCUUGGAGAAAAC
Trichomonas vaginalis G3 is the source of this 477-nucleotide messenger RNA. RefSeq lists its product as uncharacterized. The record is from RefSeq and is a predicted model, not a curated record. The annotation marks the transcript as partial. Lineage: Eukaryota; Parabasalia; Trichomonadida; Trichomonadidae. The transcript has a single exon.